Botrytis porri is the source of this 915-nucleotide messenger RNA. RefSeq lists its product as uncharacterized. The transcript is spliced from 5 exons. The record is from RefSeq and is a predicted model, not a curated record. The coding region runs from base 1 to 915 and encodes 304 amino acids. NCBI's taxonomy places the organism in Eukaryota, Fungi, Ascomycota, Leotiomycetes, Helotiales, Sclerotiniaceae.
AUGUCGUUUGCUCUUUUAGGAAAAGCCGUACUCAACAUUUCCGUUGCCUCAUAUGUUCCAAAUUGGGCCGACGUAUCUUUCUUUGGUGGAAUUCCCUUCGGUACCUCUACCGGCGGAGCAAAUCGAUGGGCACCAUCAAAACCCGCAUUUCCAUGGAAUGGUACACUCGAUGCUUCGGACUUUGGCCCGAUCUGUCCUACGUCCAACAUGGCUCUUACUCAAUAUGAUAUGAGUGAGGAUUGUUUGACUCUUAAUAUUUGGACCCCUGCCACUUCCAGCGAUGAGAAGCUGCCUGUUGCUUUUUGGAGUUAUGGAGAUGGAACAGCGCCUCAUCAGUCUCAGUUCAACGGAGGAGGUAUGGCUGGAAAGGGUAAUGUUUUUGUCACCCACAACAUAGUACCGAAACGUGAAGAAUCUAGCAACAGCACUGCAGGUAGUAAUUCUACCGGUGAUUGGGGAGUUCUUCACCAAUCCCUCGCCAUUGAAUGGGUCCACGAGAACAUUGCCACUUUUGGAGGUGAUCCCAAUCACAUCACCGUAAUGGGACAAUCUUUCGGAUCCGCUGCUACCUACCACAUUGUCAACAGUAACCUCACAGCCGACAACGGUAUCGUAGGUGCUAUAUCCGAGUCUGGUGUACGCCUCAAUGUCACAACUGUCGAAGAAGCUCGAGCACUAACAUAUGAAACCAUCAUUGCGAACACUGGAGCUCAAGAUCAACAAGUUAAGCCUGUACUUGAUUACCAUGCCAUCCCCGAGAAAUCCAUCGAAACACUCCGCGACGGAGCCGGAAACCCCGUUCCAUAUAUUAUUGGAGGACAUUCAGAUGAAUACGGUGUAUCCGACACCUUCACAACCACUGCCGCCGAUUAUGCCGCCGGUAAUUAUGGCGAUUAUGCUGAUGAGUUUACCUAG